This is a messenger RNA of Rhododendron vialii, 1073 nucleotides long. Its product is annotated as late embryogenesis abundant protein D-34-like. NCBI's taxonomy places the organism in Eukaryota, Viridiplantae, Streptophyta, Magnoliopsida, Ericales, Ericaceae. The record is from RefSeq and is a predicted model, not a curated record. The transcript has 3 exons. The coding region runs from base 54 to 854 and encodes 266 amino acids.
CAUCAAACACACCGGAAAAUCUGACCCCUUUUUUCAGUAAUCCGACCAGCAACAUGAGUCAACAACAGCCACGCCGGCCUCAAGAAACACAACGGCGGCAACAAGAGCCGAUCAAGUACGGCGACGUAUUCCAAGUCUCCGGCGACCUCGCCGGCCAGCCCAUCACCCCGCAAGACGCCGCCAUGAUGCAGACGGCUGAAGCCUCCGUGUUUGGACAGGUCCCAAGUGGCGGUCCCGCGGCGGUCAUGCAGGCAGCGGCUGCGAUGAACGAGAGAGCCGGGGUCGUUGGCCGCGACGAUGCGACGGAUGUGGCCCGCGACAGAGGGGUUGCGGUUUCGGCCACAGACACAGAGUAUCCUGGUACCUGGGUUGUCACUGAGUCAGUUGGGGGACAGGUCUUGGGACAAGUGUAUCAGUACACAGAAGUACAGGCAACAACCGCCGGAGCGGCGGUGGUCCAGGCUCAAAUAACCAUAGGGGAAGCACUCGAGGCCGCUAUAGCUACAGCCGGAAACAAGCCCGUGGACCAGAGCGAUGCUGCUGCGGUUCAGGCCGCGGAGGUUAGGGCAACUGGCUCCAACGUUAUAGCUCCCGGUGGAGUUGGAGCCACGGCCCAAUCCGCUGCGGCUUUCAAUGCCGGGUUGGAUCGCGACGAGGACAAAAUCAAGCUCGUUGAUGUGCUCACUGGUGCAACCGCGAGGUUGCCGGCGGAUAAGGUAGCGACAAGGGAUGAUGCGGAAGGAGUGGUAACCGCGGAGCUGAGGAACAACCCCAACUUGACCACAAAUCCAGGAGGGGUGGCCACGUCCAUGACGGCGGCUGCUAGGCUUAACGAGGGUGCUACUAGUACUUGAGGUGGAUGUUUUAAUUAGCACAAGAAUGCUGUAUAUACUUAUAUAUGUGUGACAUAAGUAGGUAAUACUAUGUUUUGCCAUCUUGGAGCAUAUAAAGUAAAAUCAUGUACUUUUGCUCCUUCUGGAUGUUUGGUUUCCCACCUGAAAUCGUCUUAGCAAGUGGGAUGGUAGUUCGGGUCUCUGUCUUUUUAAGAUGUGUAAAUAUUAACAAAGGCCUAA